Nerophis ophidion (straightnose pipefish) is the source of this 2132-nucleotide messenger RNA. RefSeq names its product sodium-dependent neutral amino acid transporter B(0)AT3-like. Gene Ontology annotation, cellular component: membrane. The record is from RefSeq and is a predicted model, not a curated record. NCBI's taxonomy places the organism in Eukaryota, Metazoa, Chordata, Actinopteri, Syngnathiformes, Syngnathidae. Bases 121 to 1977 code for a protein of 618 amino acids. Gene Ontology annotation, biological process: sodium ion transmembrane transport. The transcript is spliced from 14 exons.
GCAACAAACACUGCAUCGCUUUAUUAUUCAUCAGUAAUCACGCCGAGGUGAACGGAGUCAACUUCUCAACACAACUUCAGUCUUCUCAGUCAAAAAAGCACUUUUUGGAGAUUAUUGAGGAUGCCCAAUGAGAUGGAGGUGAGCAAGGUGAGUCCUAAAGAGGUGGAGGAGGACAAGGAGGUGACGUGGGACAACAAGUAUCAGUACUUGCUCACCACCAUCGGCUUUGCAGUGGGACUGGGAAACAUUUGGCGUUUUCCUUACCUGUGCCAGAUCUAUGGAGGCGGAGCCUUCCUCAUCCCCUACGUGUUGGCCCUGGUUCUGGAGGGCAUCCCCCUGCUCUACCUGGAGAUGGCAGUGGGACAGAGGAUGCGCAAAGGCAGCAUUGGAGUCUGGACCUCUAUCUCCCCGCUUCUGGCUGGAGUGGGUAUCAGCUCCAUGUUGGUAUCCUUCCUGGUGAGCCUCUUCUACAACGCGGUGCUGGCCUGGGUGCUGUGGUACUUCUCCAACUCCUUCAGGAACCCCCUGCCCUGGAGCAAGUGUCCCCACAAUGCAAGCAUGACAGGCUUGGAUGCGGAAUGUGUGAAGAGCACGCCGGUCAAUUACUUCUGGUACCGUCGGACGCUCAACAUCACGCCCAACAUCGAGACCAGCGGGUCUCUGCAGUGGUGGUUGGUGCUCUGCCUGGCCUGCACCUGGUUCAUCAUCUAUCUCUGCUUCUUCAAGGGCAUCAAGUCCAUGGGCAAGGCAGUGUAUGUGACAACCACCUUGCCCUAUGUGGUCCUGACCAUCUUCUUGGUCCGUGCCGUCACCCUGCCUGGAGCUACGGAUGGACUGUCCUAUCUCUUCAGUCCGAAUUGGCAGAUACUGAAGAACCCUCAGGUGUGGCUGGACGCCUCAACACAGAUCUUCUUCUCUCUCUCGGUGGCCUUUGGAGGUCUGAUUGCCUUCUCCAGCUACAACACCAAGACAAACAACUGUGAGAGAGACGCGAUCCUUGUGGGAGUAAUCAACAGCAUCACCUCCCUUUAUGCAUCCAUCUCCAUCUUUGCCAUCCUGGGCUUUAAAGCCAACAUAGCUCUGAAAAACUGUCAGGAUACAAACCUCUUGAUUUUAAUGUCCGAAUUUGGUGUGAAAGGGAGCAGGUACAGCUACACUAGCACACUCAAUUGUCUGGAGAAAACCAAGCCAGAUAGGCUCCACAAUCUGAACCUGAAACCGUGUGACCUCAAAACCUUCCUGGAUAAGAGUGCUUCUGGCACCGGCCUGGCCUUCAUCAUGUUCACCCAAGCCGUGCUGGAGAUGCCCGGCUCACAGGUGUGGGCCGUCUUGUUCUUCCUCAUGCUCUUCACCUUGGGCCUGUCCUCCAUGUUUGGCCUGGUGGAAGGAGUCCUCAGUGCCAUCCGUGACCUCAAACUGGUGCCCAAGUCCAUCCCCAAUGAAGCCUGGACAGCGCUUUUCUGCUUCUUGGCCUUCUUGAUAUCGCUGAUCUUCGCCCAGGGUUCCGGGAGCUACUGGGUGGGGGUCUUCAACAGCUACGUGGGCUCCAUCCCUCUGCUCAUCAUCGCAUUUUUUGAGGUUAUCGGCGUGGUGUACGUCCACAGCAUGACAAAUUUCAGCGACGACAUCUACCUGAUGAUCGGGAGGAGGCCUCACCUGUACUGGCAGAUCUGUUGGAGGUUCAUCAGUCCCUUGAUGCUCCUGGUGGUGUUGUUGGCGUACGUGGCGCUGCAGGCCACGGAGAGGCCCAAAUACGACACCUGGAACCCUGCUUAUGAACUGUUUCCCCAACCGGAGGUGAAGUCCUAUCCAGACGCCGUGUUCGUCUUCAUCGUCUUUCUGUGCGUGCUGCCCGUCAUCGCCAUCCCAGUGAUGGCCGUCUACAACUGGUUCAAGCAGCGCGCGUCACGCCCUGACGUCACCUUGUACCGCUUCGAGAUGUUUGAGACGCCCGUCUUUGGGGGCGGCGACCACUGACGAGUUCACACCUGAAAGAAAACUCUGGCUAAAUAGUAAAAGCCGACUUCCAGGUAUGGAGUCGAAAGAAUGGAAUAUUUGAAAGCAAAGCCUCCGCAUUACAACUAGGAGUUAUUUCAUGGUAAAAUUGCAUAUUUUUAUCAAUAAUUUCAUGA